AUGGAGCGCCUGUUGAGGGUUGGACGGCCCCUUAAACUCUUGUUUAUGGGAGCACCGGGGGCGGGGAAGGGCACAUACGCCACACGACUUGCGAAAGCCUGGUCGAUCCCUCACAUUUCCACUGGUGAUCUAAUCCGAGACGAAAUCAGAGCGAAGACGCCUUUGGGCAAUCUUCUGCAGCAACACGCGAACAAAGGCGACCUUGUUCCGGACGACGUGGUUACGGAAAUCUGUCGGAAACGUCUGCUGAAGUCGGACUGUGCAAAAGGGUGGAUUUUAGAUGGCUUUCCCAGGACAGUCAAGCAAGCUCUUGACCUGAGGGAACUUGGUCGUCCGUCGUUGUGUGUGCACAUCUUCUUGCCGGAUAACAUUUUGACGGCAAAGCUACUGGCACGGCGGAUAUGUGCUACAUGCGGCGCGAAUUUCAAUAUCGCGGAUAUUCGUUCUCCUCCCUACGACAUGCCUCCACUGCUUCCACCAGCCGACUGUACGCAGUGCCACGGAAAGCCAGAACUGAUUAAGCGGGAUGAUGACACCGAAGAAAUUGUGAAGAAUCGGUUAGCAGUGUAUAAGCGCGACACCGAGCCUCUUCUUCAGCUCUAUAGGGAAGAAGGAACAUUGUUGGAAUACCAUGUGAAAAAGGGGGUUAAAGACUUGCUUGAUUUGUCAAGUAGCAUUAUCUCACGUGUUGAACAGUUAGGUACACCGGCCUAA
Messenger RNA from Besnoitia besnoiti, 714 nucleotides. RefSeq names its product adenylate kinase. The transcript has a single exon. The record is from RefSeq and is a predicted model, not a curated record. Gene Ontology annotation, molecular function: ATP binding; AMP kinase activity. Lineage: Eukaryota; Apicomplexa; Conoidasida; Eucoccidiorida; Sarcocystidae. Gene Ontology annotation, biological process: nucleobase-containing compound metabolic process. The coding region runs from base 1 to 714 and encodes 237 amino acids. Gene Ontology annotation, cellular component: mitochondrion; cytoplasm.